CCUUUUCUGGCCAGCAGGCGGGCACAGCCAAGCCAUGCCCGGAAGUGGAUUAGGGGGAAUCCUCUCAGUUCGCUUCAGUCUCCGGAUCUGUGAUCUGUUCGGCUGGCAGGAUGGUGGUUCUGAAAGGGAUCCCCUCUAUUUUAUCGCCUGAUCUGCUGUAUGUUCUCGCCAAAAUGGGCCACGGGGACGAGCUGGUUCUUGCUGAUGCCAAUUUCCCCGCAUCUUCUAUCUGUGCUUGUGGUCCAAAGGAGAUAAGAGCGGACGGUUUGGGAAUCCCGCAGCUCUUAGAGGCUAUCUUAAAGCUUUUGCCUUUGGAUACAUAUGUCCCCAGCCCGGCAGCAGUCAUGGAUCUGGUAGACAGCGACAAACAGAGAUGUUUAGCCGUCCCUGUGUGGGAGACGUACGCACACCUCCUCCACAUGGCAGACUCACAGAGUCCUCUGGAGAAAGUGGAAAGAUUUACUUUCUACGAACGAGCCAAGAAGGCCUACGCCGUCGUGGCAACAGGGGAAACUGCUCUGUAUGGAAACUUGAUAUUGAAGAAGGGAGUUAUCCCUCCUGAGGAGAUGCAGUGAAGAAAACAUGGUUUAGACAGAGGUUUCUAUGUUUAAUAUCAUUUAGGAAUCUGAGUCACACAUUGCAAUAUUUUUUGUUAAAAUAAAAUACAGUUUUAGGUUAUUUUAAUUUUUUUUGGAAAUCCUCUGUUCAUUGAUUGAAAGGGCGUCAUCCUAUACGUACCCGGGGCAAAUGUUUGGAUUAACAGAGCACAAUUAUUGUAAAUAUCACCAAUUUAGUCAAGUAACCUAAAUCAAAGAUUAGUUUUUAUUUUAGAAGUAAAUCAUGUUUCACAUUUUGUGCAAAGAAAAAGCAUGUAGAAGCCACUUUUCUAUCUGUUAUAUGUUAUGGUGAUAUGUUAUUUACUGGACAGCCAUGCAGCAUCGUCGACUUUAAAAAGACUCGAUGCCAUCCGUCAUGCUUCUCUGUGGUAUUCUUUAUGAGUUAGUCGGCUGGACUUUAUUAAGUGUUGGUAAACAAUGUCAUUGGUUUUUGUUUACAUAGAAAGCUUUGCUGGGUAAAAUCCCACAGUGCCUCAGCACACUUCUGUCCAUCUGCUCUAGCAUCCGCCACAUUUUUUCUCACCAGUAGCUUUGAAAUGUUGCCGGAGUUUCGACAGUCUUUGGUAAAACAUGGUUGCUCUGGCAUGCAUCGAGGUCAUGAGAUAUUCUUCAAACAUCCUAAAUCACAAAUAUUCAAAUCCAUAAUGCAUUUUAAGAAUAUCACAAAAGAUGCAGUGAAGGUUGUGCUUUUUUUGUUGUUUUUUGCUGACAGUUUCCUCAGUUAUAAUUUUAAUGUUUUAUUUCCUUUUUGUUGUGUGAUUGAUCACAUUGUCUAUGGUUAUAUGUGGGGCUGGGCGAUAAUGGUUUGAAAAUAAAAUCUAUUUUAUUAUACCAA
This is a messenger RNA of Fundulus heteroclitus (mummichog), 1452 nucleotides long. RefSeq names its product fucose mutarotase (gene fuom). Gene Ontology annotation, molecular function: racemase and epimerase activity, acting on carbohydrates and derivatives; fucose binding. Gene Ontology annotation, biological process: fucose metabolic process. NCBI's taxonomy places the organism in Eukaryota, Metazoa, Chordata, Actinopteri, Cyprinodontiformes, Fundulidae. The record is from RefSeq and is a predicted model, not a curated record. The coding region runs from base 111 to 575 and encodes 154 amino acids. The transcript has 6 exons.